Messenger RNA from Sarcophilus harrisii (Tasmanian devil), 939 nucleotides. Its product is annotated as vomeronasal type-1 receptor 4-like. Lineage: Eukaryota; Metazoa; Chordata; Mammalia; Dasyuromorphia; Dasyuridae. The record is from RefSeq and is a predicted model, not a curated record. Gene Ontology annotation, cellular component: membrane. Gene Ontology annotation, molecular function: pheromone receptor activity. Gene Ontology annotation, biological process: G protein-coupled receptor signaling pathway. Bases 1 to 939 code for a protein of 312 amino acids. The transcript has a single exon.
AUGAAUUCUGAUGACAUUAUCCUGAGUACUGUUUUCUUUUCCCAAGUGGGAAUUGGGUUCAUAGGAAAUUUUUUUCUUAUAAGUCUAUGCAUCUUCAUAUUCCUCGGUGGACAUAAACUUAGACCUAUAGACACAAUUCUCAUACAGCUUGCCUUGGCUAACUGUUUGGCCCUUCUCUGCAAGGGCAUCCCUCAGACCAUGGUAGUCAUGGGGAUAAAGAAUUUUCUGGAUAUCAUUGGCUGCAGAGUUACCCUCUAUUUUCAAAGAGUUGCUCGAAGCCUUUCUGUCUCCCUGACCUGUCUCCUGAGUGCCUUUCAGGCCAUCACCAUCAGCCCCAACAAGUCAAGUUUAGCAAAUCUUAAAGCUAAAGCCCCAAAGUACAUCAUUCCUUUCAGUCUCCUUUGCUGGACUUUCCACCUGCUUCUCCAUGUCUUAAUUCCUAUUGGAAUGGUUUAUCCAAAGUACAACAAAAACAUCACUGAAAUACAGCAUUAUGGAUAUUGCUCUCAUUUAGUUCCUUCUAGAUUUCGGGCUUUUCUCUAUGCUUUUGUUCUCUCAUUUCCUGAUGCUGUGUUUAUGGGAUUCAUGCUCUUUUCCAGUGGCUACAUGAUGUUUCUGCUCUACAGGCACCACAAGCAAGCUAAGCAAAUUCACAUUACCUGCAUCACUACCCGAGCCUCCCCUGAGACCAAGGCCACCAAAACUAUCCUAAUUAUAGUGAGUACCUUUGUAUCAUUUUACUCACUUGAUUGCUUCUUUGUAGCAUACAUGUCUUUUGUAAAAAUCUCACCAGAACUAAUGCAUACUUCUGCUUUUGUGGUUUCAUGUUUCCCAGUUAUCAGUUCUUACACAUUGAUUUUCAGUGACUCACAGAUUCUGAAGUUCUGCUGUAUUAUCUGGAGGAGCAAAAGUUCUCAUUUUGACACAUUAAAAGUUUAA